Messenger RNA from Pichia kudriavzevii, 789 nucleotides. RefSeq lists its product as uncharacterized. Lineage: Eukaryota; Fungi; Ascomycota; Pichiomycetes; Pichiales; Pichiaceae. Gene Ontology annotation, molecular function: 1-(5-phosphoribosyl)-5-[(5-phosphoribosylamino)methylideneamino]imidazole-4-carboxamide isomerase activity. The transcript has a single exon. Gene Ontology annotation, cellular component: cytoplasm. Gene Ontology annotation, biological process: L-tryptophan biosynthetic process; L-histidine biosynthetic process. The record is from RefSeq and is a predicted model, not a curated record. Bases 1 to 789 code for a protein of 262 amino acids.
AUGACAAAAUACGUUGGUUGCAUCGACCUCCAUGAUGGACAAGUGAAGCAGAUAGUUGGAUCUACUUUGACUACAGACAACAAUGACCUCUCCACCAAUUUUGUGUCGUCACAUUCGCCAGCAUACUACGCAAAACUAUAUAAGGAGCACAAUAUAUUUGGCACUCAUGUCAUCAAACUAGGUUCCAACAGGCCAAACGACGAGGCUGCUAUUGAGGCAUUGUCUGCCUGGCCAGGCAGCUUACAAAUUGGGGGCGGUAUUAACAUAGACAAUUGUAAAGAAUGGAUUGCGAGAGGUGCAGAUAAAGUGAUUAUAACCAGUUGGUUGUUUCCCAAUGGGGGGCUAAGCUGGGACCGUCUGAAAGAGAUCAGCUCUGCUGUAGGUAAGGAGCACCUAGUGGUUGAUGUUAGUUGUAAGAGGCAGACAAUUGACGGCGCCGAUUCCUGGGUCGUUGCAAUGAACAAAUGGCAAACACUUACGAAUACCACAUUAAGCAAGGAACUAUUCCACGCCAUGAGUGAAUAUACAGGUGAAUUUCUAGUCCAUGCUGCUGAUGUUGAGGGGCUCUGCCAAGGGAUUGAUGAGGAGCUCGUUGUUAAGCUGGGGGAGUGGUGUAGCGGGUUGGACGUGAAGAUUGUGUAUGCUGGUGGUGCCCGGAGUUUGGAUGAUUUACAAAUCGUUGAUAAGUUGUCCCAGGGCACAGUCGACUUGACGUACGGUAGCUCUCUCGAUAUCUUUGGAGGAGACGUUAAGUUCCAAGAGUUGGUAGAAUGGAAUAAGAGCCAUUAG